Molecule: messenger RNA, 789 nt
Organism: Sporothrix brasiliensis 5110
Lineage: Eukaryota; Fungi; Ascomycota; Sordariomycetes; Ophiostomatales; Ophiostomataceae
Exons: 2
Coding region: 1-789 (262 amino acids)
Biological process (GO): mitotic sister chromatid segregation
Cellular component (GO): kinetochore; MIS12/MIND type complex
Source: RefSeq, a predicted model, not a curated record
AUGGAGGCUUCACAUCACCGCAAAAUUGAGCUGCAAGCACCCGAAGACUUUGCCUACCUCGUCGACAAUGUCCGCCGCGCUGCCGCCGAUAGUGUCGCGGCCGCGUUUCCGCCUGUUGCCAACGAUGACGACAAUGACAAGAAGAACGGCAAGAACGGAAAAAAAAAGAAGCGCGUCGACGAAGGCGACGACCUACACGCGCGCGUCGAGGUUUUGGUGAAUGAGCAGUACAUCCGUCGAGCGUUUGCACUCGCGGCGCCCAACCUCACAAUUAACGGUCUGCCCGUCGACCCGGCGCCCUUUUGGGACGAUGACGACGAUGACGACGACGAAACGGCAGCCGGUUCCAAGUCCAAGAAGGGCAAGAAGGGCAAGAAGAACCAGGCACCUGUCGAGGAGACCGAGCCAUUCGACACCCGCAAACGGCAGCGCGUCGAAGACCUGUCGCGCGACGAGGAAGACCUGUUGCGGGACAUUGCGCUACUGAAACGGCGCGUGCCCGCCGCGGCGGUGCGUGCUCGCGAGCAAGCGUUGGCAGGGCAGCUGGCGGCAGACGACGCAGCCGCGGCGGCGCUGCAAGAAGUUCUGCAGCAACAACAAGACGAGGCUGCUGCUGCCGCUCGGGAAGAAGCAGAAGCCGAGGCGGCGAACAACACGACGUCAUCGAACGCAGCGUCCUUUUCACAAGCUGUCGCUGGUUUGGGCCGGUUAAAGCAGGCAAUGCCGGCGACGGUGGCGCGUAUGGAGCGUGCACGCAUCGCCAGUGAUUAUGCUGUAGCAGAACGGUAA